Paramecium octaurelia is the source of this 1090-nucleotide messenger RNA. The record is from the annotation of a GenBank genome assembly. Lineage: Eukaryota; Ciliophora; Oligohymenophorea; Peniculida; Parameciidae.
AUGAAUAUUUUAAACGAUUUUCUUUUCUAAUAUUAAUAUUACUUAAGGAUGUAAUCAACGUAAAUGUAAGAACAGAUCAAGAAUCAGAUCCAAACCUAAUUUUAUGUAUAUGAAGACUUGCAAAAUUUUAUCAAUUUAUUAUAUUCGUUAAAGGUUGUCAAUGAGCAUUUUAAAGGUUAAAAAAAUCUCCCUAUGGUUAAAAUAUGUAGGAAUAAGGUUGUCUUGUAGAUGAAUUUGUCAAAUAGCAUUCAUUACGAUUUAGGCUCAUAAAAAGAUACAGCAGAAAUAUUAGCAAAAGAGAAGAACUAGGCGAUGAAUAUUUUGAAUUAGCUAGAACCUGAAUUGAAUGAGUUUUAAGACUACAUAAAAUGGUAUAAAGAGAAUUGCUUGAGUUAGAACAUCCAUUUGGAACAAUAAAAAUUGGAAGAUACAAAUAUGGCUGCAAAUUUUAAUUAAAAUGUUCUAUCAUAAAUCAUCCCUGCAAUUAAUUCAAUGGAUUAAAAAGUAUAAAAUGUUUAAGACUAAGAGAAAUUUAUUGCGCCUGAAUUAAAUCAAAUUAAAGAGAAAGCAAAGUAUUGAAAUUAUUUGAUAUAGAAAAUAUUAAGAUUUUACUAGAGAAAGUUUAUAAAAGAACCAUCAAAUUGAAGAAAAAUAAAUUGAUAAAAAAUAAAAAAUUAUUACAGAUGAUUAAGAAUUGAGAUUUCUUGAGGCCAAAAGUUUUAUAGAAAAAAAUUUUAAAUCAUUUGAACAAGGAGAAUCAAGUUAAUACCUGAGCAUCAAAGAUAAUUUAAAUCAAAAUUAUAAAAAAAAUAACUAAAAACCUGAAGAAAAGCAUGCAUAAAAAUUAUUUAAAGAUGUUCAAAUUAAGGAAUUUCAUCCUUUAUAUUAUAAAUUUUAUUUGAUUGGGCAAUAUGAGAAGUGCAUUUAAAAAAAUAAUAAGAAUAUUCUAACAGUAAAUGAAUUUUCGCAAUUUGUAAAAAAUAAUAAUUAAGAUAUUUAUAACCAUUUUCUGAAAUAUCUAUUUUCAAUUUAGCAAAAGGGUAAUUUUGAAUAUCGAUCCUAUUGUGAGCAUUACAAAUAAAAAUUAUGA